UCGAAAGAAACGAGAGUUCGAGGAAACAAGUGGAUGCAGCUACCGCAAAUUGAAUGUCCAUUUUGCGCAUGUGUAUAUUCGUUGAUUCUUCUUCGUGCCAUCCGUUCCAAAACCGAUAUCUGUGUCAUUUCCAAUCAAAUUAGCGCGUUCAUCCAAACCUUUAAAACAAAGAAAUCUUAUUAUUAUUAUUAUAAUUUUUUGUUUUCAAAAGUGGGAGAAAAGCAGUGUGGACUGUUAAAGGAUAGAUGCAUGAGCCUAUUCAGAAUUCACGAUAGGAUUUUGAACUAUUUUCUUGGUGAUUGAAAGACUCGUCUUCGUUAUUCAGCCAAUUUGCACGGCCUAUCGACAUCAUUAACAAACGGAUGCGAUAACACUGGUCAUUGAUUAUUACUGUACACAUCUUUGCUCGAAUCGUGCGAGCUGGUGCUUGAUCAACGAGAAUGGAAAUGUGUUCAUAUCAACAUCCGUCAGAUGCCGAGUUAGCGUCGGUCAUCAAAAUGAAGAUGAGUUUACCGGUGGUGGUUUCGUCAUCGGCAGGUAAUUCGUCCCUACAUCAUCCUCACGGUGCGAAUAGAGCCUCGUCUAUCAUGCAAUUGGCCCAGCAACAUCUACCCAAGUCGGAUAUCGGCAAUGCCGUUGCUAAGGUUUUGCAAGGCUACGAUUGGAACCUAGUACCGUUGGCAAGCAGCAGGUCGAAUCCAGAAAAGAGGGACACUCACGUCAAACGGCCGAUGAACGCUUUCAUGGUGUGGGCGCAGGAGGCCAGGCGGCAAUUAGCCGACCAGUACCCGCAGUUGCACAAUGCCGAGUUGAGCAAAACACUCGGCCGGUUAUGGAGGGUAUUGAGCGACGACGACAAGAGGCCAUUUGUGAAACAGGCCGAACGACUGAGAGAGCUGCACAAACAAGAGCAUCCCGACUACAAGUAUCAACCAAGGCGACGCAAGAUUGCUGGCGCUAAAUCGUCGCAAAUGCCGUCGUCGAGCAGCGCCAAUUCGGUCCCUGCCGCCGUGGCCAAAACGCGUCUAAAACAUCAUCACCAUUCGUCAACAAGGAUACAAAAAGAUCGGGAUUCGCCUCGUACCGGGACCAAAUCAGUCGGCACCAAAUUACGUAAUCAUUCCCGCUCAGCGACGAAAGUAGCGACGUCGUCGUCGAAUCAGGCCUCCUCAUUCGACCGUAACGAUGGAAACGAAGUAAACAGCCAUAAAAUUAACGCAACUGGUACUCAUCUUAGCGCUUCCGUUCCUCCGCAGCCAUUAUCAGCUGGAACACCAGAACGUCGAAUUCCAUUGUCUGAAGGCCUCGUCGAGCCUAUGCACACAUUGAACAGCCAUGGAGAGGCUCCAGAUAUUGGUUGUAAAAGCUAUGCAAGUACAAAUGCAACCAACGUCUUGUGCAACGAAGCUUCGGUCGCUGCAGAUCAAGAAGAAUACAACUCUUACUAUCAGCACAGCGUCGCUAUUGGAGGUGUAGCAUCUGGAAGUGAAAUCGGGGCAUUCAACAACAACAACCCCAUCUCAUCGUACUCCCAUUCCAACUAUUCUUCUACGAUUCCGGUUACUAUUGCGUCCAAUAAUUGCAUGUACGAGCAGCAAGCCUAUCUGGAUCAUCAGAGCGCAGGAGUUGGCAUUUACUUGCCAUGGUCUCACACGUCUAACAACGUAGGCGCUCUCCUUCAGCGUAAUUACCCCUACGGAAAUUGCAACGGUUACGGGCCUUUGCAACAGCAGCAAGCGACUUCGUCGGAAGAAAGGAGCGAUUCCGCCCAAUCCUAUGUCUCUUCUCCUCCGAGUUGCACGUCACUGAAUUCGCCAGUUGCCUCACCGAUUGCAGCUGCGAUUGCAGCAACUACGAACUUUACGUACAGCAGCUGCAGUAGCAGUCGUAGUAACAGUAACUGUAACAGCCCCGCUGCUCAACAGGCUCAACACCAAUCAAGCUAUCAGGAACUUUAUUCACCGCGUUUGCAACCUGGUGGUGGAACUAUGAAUGCACAUCAACAUCAGCUAGAACCUCCUGGAUCGAAUCCUGCAAGAGGUCUCACGACUUCAUCCGUCGAAGCCAAUGCUGCUCAAUAUUUUUACGGACACACAUCUUCUAUAGCAGGGAAUUCAGUGCCGGCUAAUGUGGUAGAUGGUUAUCAGCAACAUUCGUACUUGCCCUCUUCACCACCUACAUCUUCUGCCACCAAACCUAGUGUAGCGACCGCAGCUGGAAUUUUUUCAGGGGGUUUGGAGCCGUGGCUCAACUAUAUGUAAAUCUACAUAAAAAAUGAAAAAAUGAAAAAAACAAAACAAAGAAAGAGAUUAAGAAAGUGUGUGCUAGCUAGAAGAAGACUUAUUCAAAGGUAUGCAACGUUCAUUUUUUUACUGCCAACAAGAAAGCGUUCAAGACAAGCCUUUAAAAAACCAAAAAAUGAUGAAAGAACGUAGCGAAGAGGAUCACAGGGCAAUUGUGUCUAUGCGACAUGCAUAAACAUAAUCACACUUACAUUUGAAACCAGAAAUCGUCUAAUCGCAAGCGCUUUCUGCAACAAGCGUAAUAGAUUUAGCUUCAAUCGAGUACCGUUAAAGAACACAUUGGUCUUGCCGAUGAAAUUAAAUAGCAACAACAUCGUUCAAUCGUUGUCCUUGCAAUGUACAGAGAGACAGAAAAAUUCGAAAAUUUGAUUUUUCAUAACUUUCAAAGAUAUAGUAUAAACGAAUUUGCAAUAAAUAAAUGAAUAAAUAAUAAUAGUAAAAACAAAAAAAACAAAACAAACAACAAACAAACAAAAAACAGGAAAAAAACAGAGAUUAAUUUCCUCUCUCCUUUUUAAACACAAUUAAAUUUUUUUAUUAAGUCUAUACAGUCUACAGUAUUUAGACUGUUUCUGGUUUAUCGUGUUUUUUAAAUGUUCCCCUACCUCACCAUUUUUGGGAAAAAGAAAAGGUUCAUUAACUGAAAAAAGUAUUGCAGUGCUGAUAAAAUAAGCCUCCUUCAAAUCUUUUCGAGUCUUUCUGGCUUUCAAGCUUUUAAACAGACUUUCCUUAGGUUUAUCGAAACGCAGCAGUGUGUCAAAAUCUGUACAUACGCGCAUAUGCAUUUCUGUGUGGUGCUUUAUAUUUCCGAUCUGCUUUGCGUCGGUCAGCAUUCAUGUAGUAGAUGAUAAACCCUAUAACAGCUGUUAUUAUUUUACACUUCAAAUCCUGCCUUUAACAUAAAAAAAAAAAAAAACGAUAAUACGCCCCCCCACUCUUUGGCUAGGAAAUAAAUAGUUUACCAUGAAAUAAUAAAAAUUGCUUACUUAAUAAACUGUUUGUAAAAUCCAUGAAACCCAGGGAUUUAUUUUGUUUUUACCUCCUUACACGUUAUAAAGCGGUUGAUCUUUAAAGCCCAUUUUAACGGAAGCUAUUUGAAUCCUCUCGAGCCAAGUUAGGCCCAUUGAAAAUACUCCGACGAAAUCGAAAAAUGUUUGAUCGUUUCCCCGUAACAAUUGGAAAAUUCUUUGCUAUAUCCCAGAACCAAGGUUUAGCAUUUCAACUUGUAUGUAAGAUGUUUUAAUAAAUUUUCAUUCAAUAUUUCGUGAGCGUCCAUAAAUGAGAUUGGUGAAGGGUCACUUACCAAUGGGUUUUACGUCAUUGAUGAUCACUCAUUCAUGAUGCUUUUGUCUAUGUGUACCUCUUUCUGUAACUGAUUUUUGUAUAGUCCCGUUUGCGAUCCCACGAGGAAGAGAACAUUCAUGUCAACUGAAACCUGUAGCUUUUCUCUAAACCAAAAAUGGCCUGAGAAUGAUAGUUCCCCUGUAUACUUCAUGUGUCUGUUUGAUGGCAACUAUGUUGGUUUUUUCAAUUAAAAUUAAGAGUAAAUUCUUGUUAAGCACUUUCGUUUUCAGUGAACAAAAAAAUGAAUAUACGAAGAAUUUUUCCUGA
Daphnia magna is the source of this 3914-nucleotide messenger RNA. RefSeq names its product transcription factor SOX-9. The record is from RefSeq and is a predicted model, not a curated record. Lineage: Eukaryota; Metazoa; Arthropoda; Branchiopoda; Diplostraca; Daphniidae. Bases 441 to 2261 code for a protein of 606 amino acids. Gene Ontology annotation, cellular component: nucleus. Gene Ontology annotation, molecular function: RNA polymerase II cis-regulatory region sequence-specific DNA binding; DNA-binding transcription factor activity, RNA polymerase II-specific. The transcript has 7 exons. Gene Ontology annotation, biological process: regulation of transcription by RNA polymerase II.